Messenger RNA from Onychostruthus taczanowskii (white-rumped snowfinch), 1817 nucleotides. RefSeq names its product dihydroorotate dehydrogenase (quinone) (gene DHODH). Gene Ontology annotation, cellular component: mitochondrial inner membrane; cytoplasm. The record is from RefSeq and is a predicted model, not a curated record. Gene Ontology annotation, biological process: 'de novo' pyrimidine nucleobase biosynthetic process; pyrimidine ribonucleotide biosynthetic process. Lineage: Eukaryota; Metazoa; Chordata; Aves; Passeriformes; Passeridae. Gene Ontology annotation, molecular function: dihydroorotate dehydrogenase activity. The transcript has 9 exons. The coding region runs from base 391 to 1671 and encodes 426 amino acids.
ACGUGCAUGAUGUUCCUGGCUGCCUCCAUGAUGGCUCCAUGCCUGCCAGCAGAGGCUUUCUCUUGGGGAGCCUUCACUGGCCUUCAUGGUGUUCUCAGUGGAGUCUGUUGGCAGUUUGCAGAAGGGUAACAAUGUGUGCCUGGGCCCUCUGGGUGUGCGACUAGCCCCGCAGAGGGCAGAGCCAGACAGGCUCUGCUGCUGCCUCGGGGUUUUGGUGCGGCAGCUUUCCUCCCGGGCGCUGAGCGCCUGUGGCCCAUCGAGGUCUGGGGCUGAGGCUUGGAGGGUGCUCUGAUGGGAUCUGCCGCAGCACCUUCUUCGCCCUCCCCGAGUCGCGGGCGAGGCAUCCCGGGAGUGUAGCGUACGUGUUGGUGACCCUGCAGCUCUGCCGUGAUGUCCGUGCCCCGCUCCCGUCCCGUCCCGUGCGCUGCCGGGCUCCGCCGCCGCGCUCCUUCAAUAAAGCGCGGGCCGCGCCUCUCGCCGCCGCCUCUGCUGCGCCGCUAUUGGCUGGGAGGGUACGCUCUCCGCCAAUCACGGGGGAGGGGCGGUCCCCGGGAGUGUCCUCGCUGUUGGGCUGAGCGUGAUGGCGGCGCCGCUGCGCGGACGGCUGCUGGCGCUGGGAGGCUGCGCGCUGCUCCUGGGAUCGGCGCUGGCGGCAGGCGACGAGCGGCUCUACGCGGCGGCGGUGAUGCCCGCGCUGCGGGCGCUGCCUCCCGAGGCCGCCCACGGCCUGGCUUUACGCGCCGCCGCCCUCGGGCUGCUGCCCUCCGCCCGUCCCGACGGCCCCGCGCUGGUAUGGAUUCAACAGCCACGGCCAUGUCGCGGUGGAGCGCAGGCUGCGAGCCCGCCAGGAGAAACAGAUCAGGCUCACUGGUGGUGAGACACGCUUCUGGGAUGCCUCUUGGAGUCAACCUGGGCAAGAACAAGAGCUCUACUGAUGCUGCAGCUGACUAUGUGGCUGGGGUCCGGACACUGGGCCCUUUGGCUGACUACCUUGUUGUGAACGUGUCCAGCCCAAACACCCCAGGGCUGCGGGACCUGCAGGGCAAGGCUGAGCUGCGGGACGUGCUAAGCAAGGUGCUGGUGGAGAGGGACCUGCUGCCCUGCAAGCGUAAGCCAGCCGUGCUGGUGAAGAUUGCCCCUGACCUCACUGCACAGGACAAGCAGGACAUCGCCAGCGUUGUCUGUGAGCUAGGUGUGGAUGGGCUGAUAGUGAGCAACACCACCGUGAGCCGGCCCAGCAGCCUCCGGAGCAGGCAGCGCACGGAGCCUGGGGGCCUCAGUGGGAAGCCCCUGCGGGAGCUCUCCACACAGGCCAUCAGGGAGAUGUACGCUCUCACUCAAGGCCGGGUGCCCAUUAUCGGCGUGGGUGGGGUGAGCAGUGGGCAGGAUGCCCUGGAGAAGAUCCGUGCCGGAGCCUCACUCGUGCAGCUGUACACAGCACUUGUGUACCACGGGCCACCAGUGGUGGGGGCAGUGAAGCGGGAACUGGAGGAGCUGCUGAGCACACACUGUCCCUGGUUAGGGAGCAGGGCUUCAAGAACGUCAUGGAGGCAGUUGGGGCAGAUCACCGCUGCUGACAUACUGCAGAACGAAGGUCUAGCUGGGAGGAGCCAUGGCAGAGCAGGGAUGGGUGUGACAAUUCCAGGGCUGGGCAGACUGGGACUGAGAUGAGGUCCUGGUUCCAGCCCCUGGGAAGAGUCUGAUGGGUGAAGCAGGGGACAGGGCCUUUAUGACAGUGCUGCUUUUUCGGGGCUGUGUUUUGGCUUCUGUGUUGUGGACAGCAGAACUGAGUGUCAAUAAACAUUUGGCUCACCUGG